Chelmon rostratus (copperband butterflyfish) is the source of this 1042-nucleotide messenger RNA. It is a transcript of the gene srd5a2b, whose product is annotated as steroid-5-alpha-reductase, alpha polypeptide 2b. Gene Ontology annotation, cellular component: membrane. The coding region runs from base 68 to 826 and encodes 252 amino acids. The record is from RefSeq and is a predicted model, not a curated record. Gene Ontology annotation, biological process: steroid biosynthetic process. Gene Ontology annotation, molecular function: 3-oxo-5-alpha-steroid 4-dehydrogenase activity. Lineage: Eukaryota; Metazoa; Chordata; Actinopteri; Chaetodontiformes; Chaetodontidae. The transcript is spliced from 5 exons.
UAACAUAAGUUUUUGAGAGGGAAAGAUCACCGCAACGCUCCCCGACCCUGAGGCACAGACCUGUGAAAUGCAUUGCUAUGGGGACUUAGUCAACUAUCUCAGCUGUGGGAUGAUCCUGACAGGACUCGGGCACUUGGUCCAUCACAGGAAGACACAGCCCUCCUAUGGGCGCCACAUGGGACUCUCUCCUCCACCUCGGACGAUCCCGGCCAGAUUAGCCUGGUUCCUUCAGGAGAUGCCGGCUCUCCUGAUUCCCCUACUUUUAAUGUUCACCUCGCACAAACCCUUCAGUAUGGGGAAGUACCUGCUGCUUGGAACCUUUUGCACGCACUACAUUCAAAGGACAUUUGUCUAUUCACUGCUGACCAGAGGAAGGCCUUUCCCACUGAGUGUGAUGGUGGCAGGAGGGUUCUUCUGCUCUCUAAAUGGUUUUCUGCAGGGACACUACCUCCUGCACUGUGCCCAGUUUGAUGAUGAAUGGUCAGCUGACUAUCGCUACAAAACUGGUUUACUGCUGUUUUACAGUGGAAUGGCCAUUAAUAUACAUAGUGACUAUAUUCUGCGCAACUUAAGGAAACCAGGAGAAGUUGUUUACAAGAUUCCUACAGGAGGUCUGUUCGAAUACGUGUCUGGUGCCAACUACUUAGGAGAGACAGUGGAGUGGUGCGGCUAUGCUGUAGCUACCUGGUCCCUUCCAGCACUCUCAUUUGCUGUGUUUAGCCUGUGUUUUAUUGGACCAAGAGCCUAUUACCAUCACAGGUUUUACCAAGAGAAAUUCAAAGACUAUCCCAAGUUACGAAAAGCUUUGAUUCCAUUCAUCUUCUGAGAGAAAAAGCGAAAAGGCGCUGGUCAUCUUGUAAGGGCCGACAAUGAUUGAACCAACAGCAAAUGACCAGCACAGCAACCUCCACCCCUCCUGUUGUAUUUCUAAACAGAAAUUACAUUCAUUUUACAGCACAAGAGUCUGCUAUGAUUUUGCUUGCUGUUGUUACAGUCCUGUACAAAAGCGUUACAACAGAUUGUUUAACUCUUUCUAUACAAA